Messenger RNA from Staurois parvus, 312 nucleotides. Lineage: Eukaryota; Metazoa; Chordata; Amphibia; Anura; Ranidae. The record is from the annotation of a GenBank genome assembly.
UUUAAAGUUAGGGGGCACUCUGAUGAGCACAUUUUAUGUUAAGGGACACUGUAAUGGGCACAUUUAUAUUAAGGGGCACUCUGAUGGAUACAUUUUAUGUUAAGGGGCAUUCUGAUGAGAACAUUUUAGUGGAAAGGGGCACUCUGAUGGGGAAUAUGAUGUAAAGGGGCACUCUGAUGGGGAAAUAUGAUAGAAAGAGGUACUUUGGGUGUAAGGGAGCACUCUGACGAGAAUACCUAAUGUAAAGGGGCACUCUGAUGGGGACAACUGAUGUAAAGUUGCACUCUGAUGGCGACACCUAAGGGGGCACAC